AUGGAGAGAAUAUUGUAUCUCUUAGUGACUGUGCGACGCGGUUUGACAGAUUUAAAUAAGUCAGAUGGCUGUGAAGAUGUCUCGAAUCAUAAGAUAAAGAUCGACGAACUGAAAACAUUGCUCGAGAAAGAUCCGUACCUAUCACAACGAAAGCUUGCACAGCAACUUGGAGUUACUCAUUCCUCAGUAUGGAAAUAUUUGAAGAAAAUAGAAGAAGAGGCAGAAACACAGGAAGUUGAUAGACAGGAUACAGUUUUCUUUCUCCGACGCAUGCAUCAUCAUUUUAAUCACGGCAAAAGUGCUGCAGAAGCUCAAGGACUGAUUUCUGACAAGUAUGGAGAGAAUAUUGUAUCUCUUAGUGACUGUGCGACGCGGUUUGACAGAUUUAAGUCAGAUAGCUGUGAAGAUGUCUCGAAUCAUAAGAUAAAGAUCGACGAACUGAAAACAUUGCUCGAGAAAAUCCGUACCUAUCACAACGAAAGCUUGCACAGCAACUUGGAGUUACUCAUUCCUCAGUAUGGAAAUAUUUGA
Ooceraea biroi (clonal raider ant) is the source of this 531-nucleotide messenger RNA. RefSeq lists its product as uncharacterized. Lineage: Eukaryota; Metazoa; Arthropoda; Insecta; Hymenoptera; Formicidae. The record is from RefSeq and is a predicted model, not a curated record.